AUGGCUAUCCGUUUCUUCCAACUCUUUUCUCUCCUUACAUUGGCUGCUGGUAAGCCGAUCUUCUUCCCGAGACAGGUCUCGGACGCUGCGCCGCAGGUCGGUAGCAAUGAGGAUCAGGGCCAAGGACUCGUUGACGUGAAGUUGUACUCCCUCGGCAACUCGACUGUCCGCGCGCAUGUCACGAACGUGGGGAACGAGGGUCUCCGGUUCAUCAAGAGUGGAAGUAUCCUGGAUAACGAUCAUCCGACGAAGAAGGUGGUCGUGUCUGGAGAGAAGGAGAACCCCAUCUUCAAUGGUGCCGAGGUCACCUACAUCAACACCCACCUUACUCCCGAUGGCUUUGUGCAUCUUGCCCCGAACCAGACCAUCGAGUCGAUCUUCGACAUCGCCAACUCGCAUGAUCUCUCUCCUGGCGCAAAAUACUCGGCCAUCGCCGACGGAACGCUGGAAUACACUCGGGCCAGCAACCCCAAGAAGUUCUCUAUCGCGCCCUUCAAGUCCAAUGAGAUCAGUUUUGAAGCACCCGAAACUAUCAAAAAGGAUCUGUCAACCCGCUCGACUCUCGAGUCUUGCAGCGGCGAGUACAACACACUGGUGAAGAAGGCUCUCGAGCGCGCGGCCAAGAUGGCCACCGCUGGUGCCGAGGACGCGAGGAACGGUACCUCCUCUCUCUUUGAGAAGUUCUUCAAGUCGACUUCGCAGUCAGACCGCACCGAGGUCGCGGAUCGUUUGGAUGCUAUCGCCAAAGAAGCGACCACCAAGGGUGUCUUGACCUACUACUGCCAAGCCUCUGCUCAGGAUUCUUGUGGUGCAAACAUCGCGGCGGUGACGUAUCCCACCGAAGACCGUGUUGUUAACUGCCAAGGAUACUACGAGUCGACCGAGGUGUCCGACACCUGCAACUACCUCGACCAGGCUGCCAUUUCUCUGCAUGAAUUCUCCCACGCUACGAGCGUGUAUGACCCCGGCACGGAGGACGUUGCGUAUGGAUACGACAGUGUGCUGCAGUUGAGCACCGCGCAGGCGAAGAACAACGCGGAUUCUUUCGCGUACUAUGCCUCUGCUGUGUUCUUGAACUGUGAUGGCAGUGACGACGGAACCACGACUCCUGGUACCGGUGGUUCCGGAUCGGGCAAUGAUGGAUCGACAAUCACCCUCCCCUGGGAUCAGGGAACCGAUGGCUCUCUGACGGGCGACGACUCGAGCUCUGGCACCGGAACUAACACCGGCUCUGGAUCUGGCUCUGGCUCUGGCUCUGGCUCUGGCUCUGGCACCGGCACCGGCACUGUUCCCAAUGUCGUGACCGUCACCAGCACUAUCCCAGCCUCUACUCCAAACGGCAUUGGAAACGGAUGGACUUUGUGGCCUGUUGGAGGAUCCGGUCUGUCUCAGGAAUCUGGUCAGAGCAGAGAGCAGGAACAAACCCAGGAUCAAUCCCAGGCAAUUCCCCCUGAGAUCCUUUCAAAGCUUGGGAAUGGGUGGUCUCCCCUUGAUCUUGGAUCUGAGGAAGGAGAAGUUCAUGUAGUGGCGCCGCCUAUGCACCAGGGAUGGGUCAAAGGAACGAAUGGUGGGCACCGUCAUGGAAGUCACUAG
Aspergillus melleus is the source of this 1593-nucleotide messenger RNA. RefSeq lists its product as uncharacterized. Lineage: Eukaryota; Fungi; Ascomycota; Eurotiomycetes; Eurotiales; Aspergillaceae. Gene Ontology annotation, biological process: proteolysis. Gene Ontology annotation, molecular function: metalloendopeptidase activity. The record is from RefSeq and is a predicted model, not a curated record. Bases 1 to 1593 code for a protein of 530 amino acids. The transcript has 3 exons.